UUCGAACAUGACAAAGAUACAUCUUCUGGUAAACACAUCGCUUUGAUAUUCACUUAACAGACUCUAUAACCCAAUCAUCUGCAGGUUUGUAUCGUGCUGAGGAUAGCUUGUAAGGUUUCUCUGGAGGAUAGAUAUAAAGCAUCCUUCUCCGACCUUCUCACAUCUCUAUCUUGAACUCUAUAGGAGAAGGACCUCAAUUCGGGCAUGCAAGGUAGCUGCUCUUCCUAAUCGACAUCAUCUCAAUACAAAAUAACUGAUAACAUAACUCUGGCUGAGCUAACCAUGGAACGUGUUGACGAUCAGACGGGCCAUUCUCCGGGUUGGUUGACAUCGACCGUCUCCACGAUGUCGGACUACCUCGAUCAAUCCGACCUCGCCAACGCGACCGAUUCACCAAAGGGUAGUCGACCUGUGACCUUUGACCGUGAUGUACGUAUCGUCUCUCUCUGGUUCCUCUUCGUACUCGGAUUAUUCGGGAAUAUGUGCGUGUUUAUGUGGCUGUGGAUGAACAGACGACGCAAGUCUCGAGUCAAUAAGAUCAUCUUUGGUCUAGCUACAGCCGAUCUCUGUGUAUGCUUCUUCACCAUCUUAGGAUCAGCAUUGUUUGAGAUGCUCUACUACCAGUGGCUGGCUGGUAACUUCAUGUGCAAGGUUGUGAUGUACAUGCAGACAGUUUCCAUCAUGGCUUCGAGUAACAUGUUAGUCUUGAUAGCCAUUGAUCGCCACCAAGCUGUGAGGAGUCCGCUCAAGGAAGGACUACCGGCGUGGCGGAUGGUAAUGGCGGCUUGGGGAUUCGCACUUCUCCUCUCCGUACCGCAGCUCUUCAUUUGGAGACAGAAGAGACAUGGUGAUAUUCAGACCUGCGGAACCGACUUUAAACUUCGUCCAGACUGGCAUCGCAUGGCCUACCUCUCCUACGCCGCCGUCGUGACAUUCUUCAUCCCGAUCAUGAUCAUUUCCGUUGCCUACGCGCGAAUCUGCAAGAAAAUAUGGGACAAAGCACACGACACAUCGUUCGGACGGCGACCCGUUGGUGACUUCGUCCAGCGUGGCGGCAAGAUGCGCAUUCAGAGCACCGGGUCAACCUCGCUAAACCGCGCCAAGAGUAAGACCCUUAAGAUGUCAUUUGUCAUCAUUCUCGCUUUCGUUAUCUGUGGACUUCCCUAUUUUAUCGUAGAGAUCAUGAAAUGCUACAAAGUGUAUAACAUUCAUCGCUUUGUCUACGGUCUUCUUGGUAUCUUCGCUGCGUCUAACUCCUCCGCCAAUCCAUACAUCUUCCUCUUGUUCAACAGGGGUAAGUACGGACGAUGGGCGGACUGCUCAACAGGGUUCUACAGUGGCAUCAGGAGACUCAAUAGGCGUCAUACUGAGUUUGACGCUCCUCGGGCUGAUACAUCCUCAAGUAACUCCCACUUUGAAACUAUGAAGACAAUCGUGGACAGUAAUGCUUCUUUUAAGGGAAGAAAUGGAACUGUACCGAACAGAAACAUUUACAAACCAGUUCCCCAAAUACGAGAACAUAAAGUUUAGUGGCAAAUGACUAUCAGGCAGAUAGACUAAACAAUAGAGCACAGACUUUUCAAUUGCCUUCAGCUUCUCAAGUGCAAAAGAGUAAGCUAGACUAAAAUAUCUUUUUUGCAGAGAAUUAUACGAAAACAUUUCAAUAACUAUAUAUGCUGUAUAUAUUAUAUACAUAUAUACAUAUAUAUUUAUAUUGAAUAUAACAAACACAUCUCGUAUAAAGUAUGUCGCUAACGCUUCCUCCUCGGUAGUUCUUUACCUCUAUGAUACCCUCUGCACACGAGGCGUUAUUUAAAUUGCGCUAUCACCUGCGCCAAUCAUGUGAAGGCGAUUGGCGUAUACGCCUAAAAUUUAACGGAGUGUUUUGCACUGUGUAUUGUAUCAUUUUGGUACGCUGUCACUCUCACUUCGUGCGUCAGAGACCGCACCAGUCUCUGACGCAGGCUUGUAUGCGUCAGAGGAAUGAUACCUCGUGUUCAAUGGGUAUAAGUAAUGCAAGACAAUCUGUUUCGUAAUAACGCACAUCUUUGGUUAAACUUUUUCCAAAUACGUCUUGUUUGGGUCCAGAAAGGCAUUGUAAUUUCUUUGGCUUAUCUUAAAUGUUAAGCAUUGCACCUGUCGAAAAGCCAUUCAUUCUUGAGUGAAAUAUGUCAUCUUUUUGCCUGUAUGUUGUUUUAGUUAAAAUUUUCUUGUUAAAAACCAAGUAUAAUCACUUGUAAUUGAUAUUUUAGGCCGGCCCUAGAUCAGGAAGAUGUAUCACUUCUUAAUGUAAUACUGAUGUAUGAUUCUUAAACAUUGUAACACGUGAUACGCGCCUCAAAACAUGAAUCAAUGUGUGUGUAUGUAACAUCGUUUCUUCAAAUAGGCGAUUUCAAUAAUGUGCUAUCGUGGUCUUUAUGGAUCACACAUCGAGCUUAGAAUGAUUAAAUUGUAACUAUCUUCUGGACUUGAAGAUGGAGACUAUCAAGGCGAGUUCAAUCGACUUUUGAAAGAGAAAAUGAAAUAUAAAGUCAGAUUUGUAAGUAUAUUACAUUUUUAAAAUAUAGAAACAGUACAAUUUUUAGUUUCAUAUUCAUUCAGUAUUGUUGAUGAUUAAUGAAUGUUUCGUUUUUUAACCAGAAGGAAAAACAUUUUCACACUGUCCUUCUCGUAGAUAAUCAAAACUUUUAGAUAAUUUAGCCUUGUCUAUAAUUAUUAUGAAAUGAAUGUAACCUUUCACGUUACGUUCAGCAAAUGAGAAGGAGAGAUUUUGUUUUUCCAUUUGUAAACUUGAUCCGUAUUCUGUAUGAGGGAAACUAAGUUAAUACUUUGAUCUUUGAGCAGAAAUCAGUAAACGGUUGAUGAUCAUCGCUUUGCAGAGUUAACAUCAAUUGAGCGCUGAUCAAGUUAUUAAUUAUCAGGAAACAUUGUCUGGUAUAAAUCAUGGUAAAGAAACAUAAUUUAAUAUAUUCAUUUGCAUUUUAUUCAGCCUUCUAUAGCACUUUUAUUUAUAUAUCACCCGGUCCCCCAUAACAUUUUGCCAUGAACAUGUCGAUGUGAUGCAUUGUGUUGUAUAAGCAUUAUGUAGAAGUAUUUUGAAAUAUAGCCCCCCCCCCCCCCAC
Messenger RNA from Strongylocentrotus purpuratus (purple sea urchin), 3122 nucleotides. RefSeq names its product gonadotropin-releasing hormone II receptor-like. Gene Ontology annotation, biological process: G protein-coupled receptor signaling pathway. Bases 283 to 1530 code for a protein of 415 amino acids. The transcript has 3 exons. NCBI's taxonomy places the organism in Eukaryota, Metazoa, Echinodermata, Echinoidea, Camarodonta, Strongylocentrotidae. Gene Ontology annotation, molecular function: peptide binding; G protein-coupled receptor activity. Gene Ontology annotation, cellular component: membrane. The record is from RefSeq and is a predicted model, not a curated record.